Lolium rigidum is the source of this 763-nucleotide messenger RNA. RefSeq names its product sigma intracellular receptor 2-like. NCBI's taxonomy places the organism in Eukaryota, Viridiplantae, Streptophyta, Magnoliopsida, Poales, Poaceae. The record is from RefSeq and is a predicted model, not a curated record. Gene Ontology annotation, cellular component: endoplasmic reticulum. Bases 1 to 498 code for a protein of 165 amino acids. The transcript is spliced from 3 exons.
AUGGGCGUCGUCUCGGCGGUGGCGGACGCGGUGGUCGUCCUGUUCUGCCUCACCAUCGUGGUGGCGGCCCCGCUGAUCGACGGGCAGUCCCUCCUCCCGCACACCCUCUACCCGGCGCCGCUGCGGGACCUCAAGCGGUGGUACGCCGACGAGUUCGGCGACUACCUCAUGGCCCAGCCGCCGGCCUUCCUCCGCGGCCUCUUCUGGCUGGAGCUCGCCUUCCUCUGGCCACUCGCCGUCGCCACCCUCUACGGCGUCCUCGCCAGGCGCCGCUGGGCCGCCACCACCUCCCUCAUGGCCGGCGUCACCACCCUCACCUCCAUGUCCGCAAUACUUGGUGAACUGUUGGGCUCAGGAAGGGCAACACCGAAGCUGCUUCAGGUGUAUGGUCCGUACAUUGUGUUUGCAGUAAUUGCAAUUCUGCGUGGCCUCUGCUCAUGCUCGGCGCCUUCCUCGGCUGCGUCCUCUGUUCAGAAGAUGAGGAAGAAGAGGGUCUAGAUCAAACAUGCGUUUCUGAUAUUUCUGGAGCAGUGUUAUAAAAAUUCAAGUGUACCUGAUGUAAGAUGAUUUUUUAUGAGAAAUUUUGUUUUGUUAGAGGAAAAAGGCUGUUAUUCAUUCAUUCAACAUCAGCGGACAACGCCGACUUGAUACAGUCCGGCGCUUCACUGAACCAGUCCGCGAUACUUGGUGAACUGUUGGGCUCAGGAAGGGCAACACCGAAGCUGCUUCAGGUGUAUGGUCCGUACAUUGUGUUUGCAGUGAU